GGCACAGAGAGCGUUAAUCAGAGAGGAAGAGGAGUUCAGAGAGAGAGAGAGAUGUCUCUGGUAGACUACGCUUCGUCCUCAGACGACGACGUAUCGGAGUCCGGCGAAGACCACCAAAACGACCCAGAAGAAGCUCCAAACGAUAAUCCUCAGCUUCCUGUUUCUCCUCAGAAUCAGGUAUCAUUGACACCAUCAAAUCAGCAACCACAAAGCACUUCUGUGGAGUCAUCAGAGCAGCCAAUCGGGAGACUUCCAGAUGCUUCCUUUCUCUUGAACUCACCUGCUAUGUCAUCCAGUCUGUUGAAUAAUAGUGAUCACUCCUCUCGGGUUGCUGCCGCCAUGGCUGAAAAUGCAUCACGCAAGAGAGACUCAAACGGGUCAGCUUCAGCUCUUCUUCCCCGAAGAAAGGUUCCAAGAGGGACCUUACCUCAUUCCAGGAAUGUUCCAGAUACUGUUCGUGGUGUGCUAGUUCCGCCUCAGCUUAGUGGAAGGAGCAAUGUUGUUACGGAAGAUAUAGGGAAGCUUUUUGUCAGAAAGCAUGCCGAACCCGAACCCUGAUAGUUGACACUGUUGUAGGGAUAAUGCCUCUCUGUAAACAUUUGAAUUUCUUGAAGAUUUUGCAUAUGUAGAAUGUAAUACUACAUAACAUUGUGUUUAUAUCCUAGGUAGACUUAAAGCUUCUGCAGGAUGAACUGCUGCAGAUGAUUUUUAUGACAUCAACUAAUUGUCAUCUUUAAGCCCA
Molecule: messenger RNA, 742 nt
Organism: Corylus avellana
Lineage: Eukaryota; Viridiplantae; Streptophyta; Magnoliopsida; Fagales; Betulaceae
Source: RefSeq, a predicted model, not a curated record